Molecule: messenger RNA, 774 nt
Organism: Closterium sp. Naga37s-1
Lineage: Eukaryota; Viridiplantae; Streptophyta; Zygnematophyceae; Desmidiales; Closteriaceae
Source: the annotation of a GenBank genome assembly
AUGGGGCUGCAGAUGCGCAUGCAGAGGGCAGCAGGGCGCACAGGGCAGCAGGGCAGCAGGGCACGCGGGGCGCACAGGGCUGCAGGGCGCGCGAGGGCGCGCAGGACAGCAGGGCGCGCGGGGCGCACAGGGCAGCAGGACAGCAGGGCGCGCGGGGCGCGCAGGACAGUAGGGCGCGCGGGGCGCACAGGGCAGCAGGGCAGCAGGGCGCGCGGGGCGCACAGGGCUGCAGGGUGCGCGAGGGCGCGCAGGACAGCAGGGCGCGCGGGGCGCGCAGGGCAGCAGGACAGCAGGGCACGCGGGGCACGCAGGACAGCAGGGCGCGCGGGGCGCACAGGGCAGCAGGGCAGCAGGGCGCGCGGGGCGCACAGGGCUGCAGGGCGCACGAGGGCGCGCAGGACAGCAGGGCACGCGGAGCGCACAUGGCAGCAGGGCAGCACGGCACGCGGGGCGCACAGGGCUGCAGGGCGCGCGAGGGCGCGCAGGACAGCAGGGCGCACAUGGCGCGCAGGGCUGCAGGAUAGUAGGGCGCGCGGGGCGCGCAGGGCUGCAGGGCGCGCGGGGCGCACAGGGCAGCAGGGCAGUAGGGCGCGCGGGGCGCACAGGGCACAGGGGGAUGGAGGAGAAAAGGUGGAGGGGGCAGGGGGGGCUGGUGCUGCAGAUCCCCUCCCCCCCCCACUGCUGCACCCGCAGCAGAGGGAUGGAGGAGAAGGGGGGGAACGGGGGGGGCUGGUGCUGCAGAUCCCCUCCCCCCCACUGCUGCACCCGCAGUAG